AUGCUGAUCGGUGUCCGCACUAAAUUCGGCAUCAACAUGGCGAGCUGCAGGGACCCUCAGCCCAGCAGGCUUCCCAAGUUGCUUCUGCUCAUCUACCUGUGCUUGAUCGACCCCACGUUCUCUGAUAUUCCCAGUGUAAUUAGGGUUACCAGCCUCCCGACGGAACUGGGGGAUUUCCCAGAAUUGCAGCUCAUUUCCAGAGACGUCCAUCGCCCAGUGCUGAACAACCUCUUUGUACGUUACAGAGAAUCUCCUGGCCCGAUUUGUGUCUCCCUGGCGGCCACGCUGUGGAUAUCUAUGGCGACAUGUGUAUCUAAAGAUCACAGCCAGAUGCAGUGUCAACCCUCCCAGCCUUGGCAGAGUCUUUUAACCCUCUGGGGCGAGUUGCGGUGGUGUGGAGGAUCCCUGAUCAAUGACCGCUGGAUCAUCUCCGCAGCCCAUUGCUACAAAAACCCCCGCACUCUCGUCGCACACCUUGGUGAACACGACACCUCCGUCGAGGAAGGUACAGAGCAGCACAUCCAGGUGGAAAAGGCCAUCCGCUAUCCCCAGUACAACGAGCGUACCAUCGAUAACGAUUUCAUGUUGAUCAAACUGGCCCAGCCAGUCCGUUUCAGUGCCUUUGUGCAACCCAUCGACAUUUCCCAAAGCUGCCCCGUGGCUGGGGAAAACUGUCUCGUCUCAGGCUGGGGUAACACGCUAACAACGGGAGUGUUCUACCCAAACAAUCUCCACUGCCUGGAUGUGCCCAUUCUCUCCACAUCUACCUGCCAAGCGGCCUACCCCGGUCGCAUCACAUCUAAUAUGUUCUGUGCCGGCUACGUAGAGGGAGGAAAAGAUUCCUGCCAGGGAGACUCCGGUGGGCCACUGGUGUGCAACGGCAAACUGUCUGGCGUGGUGUCCUGGGGGAUGGGUUGCGCCCAGAAGAACUAUCCUGGCGUUUGCUCUCCACGAGAACCGGUGUUUCAACUGAAACGCUGCUGCGAAAAUGGGCGCUGCUUGACGUUGGCAUGCCAAGAACGUGGUAUAAAAUGUGGCAGCCAGGUGAUCCGAAAUUGA
This is a messenger RNA of Sphaerodactylus townsendi, 1059 nucleotides long. RefSeq names its product trypsin-3-like. Gene Ontology annotation, biological process: proteolysis. Gene Ontology annotation, molecular function: serine-type endopeptidase activity. The record is from RefSeq and is a predicted model, not a curated record. NCBI's taxonomy places the organism in Eukaryota, Metazoa, Chordata, Lepidosauria, Squamata, Sphaerodactylidae.